UUUUUUUUUUUCUCUCUUCUUCUUCUUCUCUCUUCUCCCCUCGUGUAGCUGAGAGGAAGGAAAGGAAGAAAGAGAAGUAGCGAGCCCAAAUGUGCCUCGCUCUGCUGCCGGGGCGCCGGGGCUUGGCUGGAAGGAUCUAGUUUCUCUUCGGUGGCAGGAAAAGGAGCCACGGGAGGAGGGAGAGACGGACAGACAGACAUGCCCGUCCCGUCAGGCUGCUGGCUCCUUCUCCUUUGCCUGGCUGCCGCUGGCAAACAGUUGUCACUACAAAUCACCCUGCCGUGUGAAAGCGAACAACACUAUGAAUACUCCGGGCGGUGCUGCACAAAGUGUGAGCCAGGAAAGUAUAUGUCUGCUAGAUGCACUGGUACUUCCGAUAGCGUGUGCCAGCCGUGUGGCCCAAAUGAGUACAUGGAUGUCUGGAAUGAAGAAGAUAAAUGCUUACUACAUAAAAUAUGUGAUCAAGGGAAAGCUUUGAGAGAAGUGAACCCGGGGAACAGCACGUUCCAGCGGCAGUGUGCUUGUACGGUGGGCUACCACUGGAAUGAAGACUGUGACUGCUGUCAGCGAAAUACCAUAUGUGCUGCAGGGUUUGGAGCUGAGCAUCCUGUGCAACAAGACAAGGACACCACGUGCACACCAUGUCCCAGAGGCUACUUCUCAGAGGUCGCUUCAUCUACUGACAAGUGUAAACCCUGGACCAACUGUACAGCUCUAGGAACGGCAGAAAUUACACCUGGGACUGACAAGUCAGAUGCAGUUUGCGCAGAACGGAAGGUGCCUGAGCCAUCAGAAGAUGGAACAAACAGGAUCUUAUACGUGUUGAUUGUCAUCUUGUUUUUUGUGGCACUAAUUGGCGUUGUCAUCAUCAUCGUAUACUACAAGAAUAAGGGAAAAAAGCUGACAGCAGAUCUACAGAAUUGGGCUAACGAAGUGUGCAGCCAAAUAAAAGGAACAAAGGAGCCCCGCAGAGAUGCAUGUGUUACCAUGAACAUCACAAAUGCUCCUGUCCCUCAGACCUCUGAAGGCAUGUGUCUCCUGGGCCCUGCUGGCUCUCCUGCUUCUGGAAAUUCAUGCUGCACCAGCAGCCAGGCUCCUUGCAGGAACGGGAGCCCUGGCAUGGUGCCGUGUGAGGUGGGAGGGAGCCUCCAAGAGUUUUCUAUGGAAACUGAGACUGGUGAUGACCAUUUCCCACCAGUUCCCACAGAAGAUGAAUACACGGAUAAGGAUCUCAAUACCACUGAUUAUUUAUCUUUACUGAGUCGGACUGCCAGUAAAACCGUGUCAUCAUUUUCAGAACCAAUGGAAGCAGGGGAGAACGACAGCUUAAAUCAGUACUUCUCAGGGGUUGGGAGCACAGAGGACAUAUCAAUCUCUCAAGGCUCUCACCCUUCCUCCAACAUGGAUGGGGCACACACUACCACGGACAAACUUCUCCAGAAAUCUUGCCAACAUGCCCACAGUUGCCUGAAGGAAAAAGGCAACAAAGACACAGAUUGUUUUGCAGCAAACUAUGACUCAGAGAAGAUCUGUGUGAGGUGUGGCAUUUCAUACAGGGAAUCUCCCAGAAAGUGGAGCAAACCCUGUUGUGCUGUGGCUGACACUGCCUCCACCUCCCCAGAAACUGCAUCCUAUGCACAGUGCACCUGUGGCUUAAAUUGUCUCUCUGCUGGUCAGAGCUCUCUAGCAAGUGAUCGUGGUACGGAAGAUGCAUCUUCAGAUAAUACCAACAUGAAGUACCAGAGCACAAACAGAAGCACUUCAGGGACAAGCAGCAGCACUUCAGACCUCCCUCCAGCAUCUGGAAAUGUGACUGGAAACAGUAACUCCACCUUUAUCUCAAGUGGACAAGUAAUGAAUUUCAAGGGCGACAUAAUUGUUGUCUACCUUAGCCAAAACUCCCAGGAGGGGGCCGCGGCGGCGGGGCCAGGUGAGGAGAACGUGGGCAGCCCUGUCCAGGAGGAGAACCCCAGCCGCUGCGAGACCUUCGCCGGCAACACGCAGCACUACAAGGAGAAGUGUGCCGAGCUACAGGGCCCCGGGCCGGGGAGCGGGGGGACACGGCGGACCUCCAGCCAGCUGGCCCAGGAGCUGGGCCCUUCCCGCCAUGGCCAGGCCUCGCAGCCCGUGCAGGAGGAGGGGAGGCUGGGACACUGCUCGGAGAAAGUGUUGAACUGAGGCGGGCCAGAGUCCUUGCUGCGGGCCGGGGCUGCCCACAUCCCGGGCAUCACGACAGAUUCGCAGACUGUUGCUGCUCCUGGUGUCUUCUGGGAAGUUUUACAGCUGGAAAGGACCCUUGUGGCACACAUGCCGGUGGUGGUGGUGGUGGUCCCACCAAGGAGGUUGCCAUUGGGUGUGCUGCCCUGUCGCAGAAGCAGGGGCAGGGCUCUCCUCUCCCUCAAGGGGCAGCAGGCUACCCACCUGCCCCCUGCUCCCCGGCACCUCUUCCCCGGCAAGCGGCAAAAGGAGAGCUGAGGAGAGCCUUUGGGCGUGCGGGGACUUGGCGAGGAGGAGAGCAGCGUUGGUGGCCCUUGAACUUGGUGGCCGGGCGCGCGGGGCGCUCCCAGAGAGAGGAUGACAUGGCGGAGGGCCGCACUGAAAGGGGCCCGUGAGCUCUGCCUCAGAGUGAUCUUUUUGCAACUAAGCUGCACCCAUUUUGCUAAGUCUUGGGCCUCCUCCAUGGCUCUGAUGGUGGAAGGAAGCGGCGGCCAUGCCUGCUGCUGAGCCUAGUGUCACUGCUGACCUUCGCCUCCCUGUAGGGAUGAGGAAGGUGGUGUCCACCCUUCUGAUCUUUCCCCAGGGGAGCAGACGCUCCAGUGUCAAACCAGUGCCAGAUCCAAGAUCCUGGUCUGUCCCUUAUUAACCUGUGGGUAGGAAUAGGUGUAACCCUGCCCCAAGUGCACGACAACAGAGAAAACAGAGCUGAUAUGCCUUACAAGCCUAUCAGAUUAAUCCUGAGCAAAGAACAUUUAUGGGUUUGGACCCUGAUUCACCUCUGCCUUAUUGCACCUCGCCGGAGGAAUUCAAAUCCCUGAAGAUGAGUGAUGUGCCCGGCAUGAAUAACAUCACUGAAGUUUAAGACGCAGAGCUGCUAGGAGGUGGAGGAAGGGUCUGCGAUAACCAGCUGUGGACAUUUCCUGAGUGACAGGAGAGGGAGAGAUUAUACAAAGAUGGAGAAUUUGGUCAGAGUCAAACACAUGUUCCUUCAUCUGCCCAAAAAAUUUUGUCAUUUGCUCCUAUAUUUUCAUUAGCUAUCAGAACUGUAGGUAGCAUGAAGCCAUUUCCAGAGCUCAGCUUGUCUGAGCUGAAAUUAGAGUGUAGCUACUGUCACACUGAGAGAUAAAAAGCAAUGGAACCAAAGGGUUGGAUUUAAAGAAUAAUAGUAGUUGUAGUUAGAAAGGAGUCUCAGCUACUCAGUUGGCUUUGGUUCAAGUCCUGUAUCCUGCAGUCCUCUCCAGCAGCCACUGUGGAGAGAGAGGCUCAAGGAACUCCCAAGAGGAAAAGAUAACAUUUUUAAGAAUUUCCUGACAAGGGGUAAUUUUCUGACAUUCAUGUGAGCGCUGCAGGAGGCUAUCUUCAGUCUGAGCCUUCAGGAAGGUCAGUGCUGUGUUUCCUGUCAGACAGCAAAGAGAUCUCUUAUCUAGCAUGAUCUCAUCUGCCCUGGCAGAAAAGAUCUCUGGUAAGGCGGGCUCCUCUCCAGGGAGGUUUUUAGAGCGAAGGGGUUCACUGUGUAGCUGCUGUGUUUGCAAUAGUACUGCUCUGUGAGUGAAGAGCACCUAUAAAGCUGACAAAGUGACAACUGUGUCAUGAUGAGCUUCUCAUCCAUAAAACAAAAGUAUAGGCUUAGCCACCUUCACCUCUCAGGAGAACAAUUCUGCAUUAUUUAUAUAUCUGGUAUAUAAAGUUCAGCAGAGACAUCCAAGACUCUCUUUUGGGUGGCUAGCAGAAAUAUGGUGCAUGAACAACCAGUCUCCCUUUCACCUCUGCAUGGCCUUCACAAAACUAGACUGCCCUAGCCUAGGCUUGGCCAGGCAGGUAGGUUGUCCCAUUCAGUGACAGCCCAAGCUACCUCUGAUUCUUUGAAGGUGUGUAACUGAGGUUCUCUCUUACUGUGGUAUUCUUUUGUCUUUCCUGCUGGAUCCUUUAACAACCUUUUUUGAGCCUCUUCUGGCCUAAUCUUGUGUCCCCUAGGCACUGGUGCAACAGGGACAAGGAAACAGAGCCACCAUCACAUUCAGGCAAGGUGGUGCAGAUAUCUCCCCAGUUCAUCUUCAUUUUUUUGAGUCAUAUUUUCCUGGAAAGCAUUCAACCAACCCCACCUACAGGGCAGGAGGAACUGAAUUCUUGUGUUUGGCUCUGGGUAAACUACCUGUCUGUAGGUCUGUCCCCUCCUCCUCCUCCAGCUUCUUUCUUCCCAUGGUUUGUAUCUGCCGCCAGAGAGCAGGCUCAAAAUCCUGAUUUCAGAGAAGACAAUGGGAAGUUUACUACAUGUCCUCAGCAAUGACAUGUUUUUCACUCACUGAAUCACAGGAUCCUACCGAGCAAGGAUUGAAAUUGGGGUCAUCAGCAGGCAUGAAGAAAUGGGUCAUAAUGAUCUCAGCACUGUGCCCGCUCCCUCAGGGGAAAUGCAAUGUGCCAAUACAUCUGAUUCUUAUUCUUCCUCCAGAGUCUACCCAAAACUGAAGAAGCCAUAUCACACUCGUCAGCAUGCUGCAUGUUCCCUGGGUCUCUGCCUGGCUGCUUAGACAUGGACCACAAAGGGACUUCUUUAUCCUCAUGAUUUCAUUUGUUGUCAGUUUGGAAGUGGGUCUUGUACAAACAGGUGUUAAAAAACAACGGGGCCCUAUGCAUUGGGCACUAAUUUGGAGGCUUCUGGCUGCUAUGGUAAUACACAUAAUUAAUGAUAAUAAAAAUCUUAAAGAUCUA
Molecule: messenger RNA, 4926 nt
Organism: Calidris pugnax (ruff)
Lineage: Eukaryota; Metazoa; Chordata; Aves; Charadriiformes; Scolopacidae
Gene: TNFRSF11A
Product: tumor necrosis factor receptor superfamily member 11a
Exons: 10
Coding region: 199-2178 (659 amino acids)
Biological process (GO): multinuclear osteoclast differentiation; response to interleukin-1; ossification
Cellular component (GO): external side of plasma membrane
Molecular function (GO): tumor necrosis factor receptor activity; cytokine binding
Source: RefSeq, a predicted model, not a curated record